Messenger RNA from Apus apus (common swift), 3150 nucleotides. RefSeq names its product cytochrome P450 2D17-like. Gene Ontology annotation, cellular component: cytoplasm; intracellular membrane-bounded organelle. Gene Ontology annotation, biological process: arachidonate metabolic process; xenobiotic metabolic process. The coding region runs from base 208 to 1731 and encodes 507 amino acids. Gene Ontology annotation, molecular function: heme binding; iron ion binding; oxidoreductase activity, acting on paired donors, with incorporation or reduction of molecular oxygen, reduced flavin or flavoprotein as one donor, and incorporation of one atom of oxygen. The record is from RefSeq and is a predicted model, not a curated record. The transcript has 9 exons. Lineage: Eukaryota; Metazoa; Chordata; Aves; Apodiformes; Apodidae.
AGGAGGAGCUUCGGGUCCCAGCGAAGUCCGUCAUUCCGAGGCCAGGAGCUGCAGGGAGAGAAGAGAAGGGAGACAGAAGAAGAGAGCGUGGGGAAGAGAAGGCAGCAAGUAGGAGAGGGCAGUUGCCUGGGGAGAGAGGAGAGGAGAGAGGAGGCAGAAACACUCUUGGAUCAAAAGAGGAGAACCAAGGAGUAGACAGGCUACAAAAUGGCAUUGCUCCUGUGGCUGGGGUCCCAGCUCUCCUUCUUCUGGAGCAGCAUCUCUGUGCCAGCAGUUUUUCUUACUGUCUUUAUGUUGCUUCUCGACUUCAUGAAGCGCAGGAAGAAGUGGAGCCGCUACCCGCCGGGCCCCGUGCCGCUGCCGUUCGUGGGGACCAUGCUGUACAUUGACUUCCGCAACCCCCACCACACCUUCAAGCAGCUUUGUAAGAAGUAUGGAAAUGUCUUCAGUCUCCAGAACUGCUGGACCAACGUGGUUGUACUGAAUGGGUAUAAAGCAGUGAAGGAAGCCCUGGUGCACCAGUCAGAAGACACUGCUGACCGGCCAUACUUGCCAGUAUAUGAACAUGUGGGCUACGGACAUCAAUCUGAAGGGAUUGUUUUAGCAAGAUAUGGACACGUCUGGAAGGAGCAAAGGAGAUUCGCGCUCUCUACCUUGAGGAACUUUGGGAUGGGAAAGAAAUCCUUGGAGGAGCGAGUGAUAGAGGAAGCGGAAUUUCUGUGCUCUGCAAUCAAUUCCGAAGAAGGUCGUCCUUUCGAUUUACGUUUUCUUGCAAACAAUGCUGUCUGCAACAUCAUCUGCACCAUCGUCUUUGGGGAGCGUUUCAGCUACGGUGAUGAGACAUUCAAGAAGCUGUUACAUUUGUUUGAAAACAUGAUGAAGGAAGAAGCUGGAUUCCUGCCUCCGCUUCUCAACGAAGUGCCCAUUUUGUUGCGCGUUCCUGGAGUGGUACAGAAUGCCUGUCGAGGUCAAAGGGCAUUCAUGGACUUCAUAGAUGUGCUCAUAGAAAAGCACAAGGAGACGUGGAACCCUGCUCACAUCCGAGACUUGACUGAUGCCUUUUUAAAGGAAAUGGAGAAGGGCAAGGCUGCUGAAGAGAGUGGUUUCAACUACAAGAAUCUGCGUACGGUGACCUUAGACUUGUUUGUAGCUGGUUCUGAGACCACCGCCACCACCCUCCGCUGGGCCUUUCUGCACAUGGUUCUCCACCCAGAAAUACAGAGUAAGGUCCAAGCAGAGAUUGAUAAGGUGAUUGGCAGCGAGAGACCACCCACCAUGGAGGACCAAGUGCGCUUGCCCUACACCAAUGCUGUGAUCCACGAAGUGCAACGCUACGCAGAUAUCCUUCCUCUGGGACUACCUCACAUGACAUACCGGGACACUGAGUUGCAAGGCUUCUUCAUUCCCAAGGGGACGACACUCAUCACCAACUUGUCUUCCGUGCUGAAGGAUGAGACAGUCUGGGCGAAGCCAAAUGACUUUUACCCGGAUCACUUCCUCAAUGCAAACGGGAAGUUUGUGAAACCAGAGGCCUUCCUGCCUUUCUCAGCAGGUCGCCGUGUCUGCCUGGGGGAAGGGCUGGCCAGGAUGGAGCUCUUUAUUUUCUUCACCACUCUCCUGCAGAAAUUCACCUUUGUGCUCCCCGAAGACCAGCCCAAGCCACGGGUGGACAGUGUGUUUGCCCUCACAGUCUCCCCAUACCCAUACCAGGUGAAAGCCAUCCCCAGAUAAAUGCACACCUCUCUCCUUUCACUCACAGACCAGCACCAAUGCAAACUCUUGUCAGAAAUGUUUCAGGUCCAGGCAGGAUCAUGCUGGGUUCCAGUCAAGAUUUCUCAAAUUUAUGCAGAUGUUCCCAGCUGUGUAAAGUAAGAAUCUGGCCCAAUAUAUACAGUUUAGUUUAAUUCCAGUCUUGGAUCUUGAAUCAGACAGAAUCAGAAAGAAUUAGGUUACAAAUCAUGAUCAGUUUUUCAAGUACAUACAUGCCUAAUCAGCCAGCUUUGCUGUACUUUGGGACUCUCACUGGUUGCAGAAGCAGUUCACUGAGCACACAGCAACUGAAAAAAUUAUUAGUCCUGAAUUAGUUUACAGAAAUACAAGGGUAUCCUGGGUAAAAGACAAUGCUGGGGUCCUGCCACUUCUAGGAGAAAAAAAAAACACCACCACUUGGACAAAUUCUGGCCCACUCCCUUCCUCGUUAGCCCCAGGCCAUACCCAGCCACGCCCUGCCUUCUGUGCGGUGCUGCUGUCCCACAGCAGCGUGUCCCUCUGCCUGGUGCCCAGGGGAGUCCAGCUCUGGCUUGGUUCCUGCAAAAACAAUCCAUGGCUCGUCAGCUGAUUUGGCAGCUGCUGCUGUUGGGUGGGGAGCUUCAGCUCCACCAGCAAGGUGGCUUCUAAAUGCAGUUUCAGAACAGUGCUCUUGAAAAGUCUUACCAUUCAAUACAUAAUCCCUUCAUUCCUUGUUGUUUAAUGACUACUCCUGUCCAUUGCACACACCUUGCAUUGCCUUUGCAGCCCGAAGAAAGUAUGUUGUAAUCCAGAGAAAUGCCUGACAACCCUUAUGUCACACUAUGCCUCCAGCAGAAAUAAAUACCAAGAAGAAGAAAAUAAGUAAUCUGUGUGGUGCUUCUGCCACUGCAGCAGGUAUUUGUGACAUAGGGAAAUUCCUAUAAAAUAUUUCAAAAGAAAUCCUGGUGUUUAGAUCUACCAUCUUAAGUAAUUGGGGCCUGAAAACUGCUUUUUUUUCAGCAUUAAAGUCAGCUCUUGGACAGGUGUGGAAGUUGCAGGGGGGUGGAGUUAAGGCUGUUUGAAACACUGCACUUGUAGAUUUCAGAGCUACUUUUCUCUUUCUUCCUGCAGUAUUUCUGACAAAAUGUUUUGCAAGGUGUUAAGAUACCUUGAUGUUUAGUUUAGUUUAGUUUAGUUCAGUUUAGUUUAGUUGUAACUACCUUUUAGCCACGUGUAAAGGAGCUUCUAUGCAUAAUCACAACUAAAUAAAUCCACAUUCACCUCUAUCUUGCUAGUACUAAUUUUAGCAGCUACGGAAGCUAUUGAAUUACGCAAAUACUUAAUACCAUUGUUAAGAUUUUUACUUCAGCGGGAACUGGGUAUUUCUUCUUUGCCUCCAAUAAAUAAUCCAAAAGAAGAAAA